CGCACAGAUAACGCUUCCCCACGAGUUAGCCGCCCCAGGCCGCAGCGCAGCACGGGUUAAGAAUCCUUCCACCUGUUGGUGCCUGACAGCUCUGUAUAUGGAACGCUCUCCGCCUCCCUGUGUGUAACAUUCCCAGACCAGCGGAGGAAAUAUAAGGGGGCUGCGCCUCUCACGCCGGCUUUUGGCCUUUCUACUGGACUCACAGGGAAACUAUGGCCACAUCUACCCCCAGCCGGGCCCGGGAACAUGCCUCCGCCGCCCAGUCUCCCGGGAGCCCGACCCGCAUCAGUCGCAUGCAAGAGAAGGAGGACUUGCGGCACCUCAAUGAUAGGUUGGCCGCGUACAUCGAGCGUGUGCGAUCUCUGGAGGCGGACAAGUCGCUGCUGAAGAUCCAGCUAGAGGAGAGAGAAGAGGUUUCUAGCCGGGAAGUGACCAACCUCAGGCAGCUUUAUGAAACCGAGUUAGCCGAUGCGCGCAAGCUGCUCGACCAAACGGCCAACGAGAGGGCCAGGCUGCAGGUUGAACUGGGCAAGGUCCGGGAGGAAUACCGGCAACUACAGGCCAGAAAUAGCAAAAAGGAAAAUGAUCUAAGUCUGGCCCAGAAUCAGCUCAGGGACUUAGAAAGUAAACUGAACACCAAAGAAGCCGAGCUUGCAACUGCAUUAAGUGGCAAAAGAGGGUUAGAAGAGCAGCUUCAAGAGCAGAGAGCCCAGAUUGCUGGUCUUGAAUCCUCUUUAAGGGAUACAACCAAACAGCUUCACGAUGAAAUGCUAUGGAGGGUCGACUUGGAGAAUAAAAUGCAGACUAUUCGAGAACAACUGGAUUUCCAAAAGAAUAUUCAUACGCAGGAGGUUAAGGAGAUAAAGAAGCGUCAUGACACAAGGAUUGUAGAAAUAGAUUCGGGCCGGCGGGUAGAAUUUGAAAGCAAACUAGCUGAGGCACUUCAGGAACUAAGGAGAGACCACGAGCAGCAAAUCUUGGAGUACAAGGAGCAUCUGGAGAAGAAUUUCAGUGCAAAGUUGGAGAAUGCACAGCUAGCGGCUGCUAAAAACAGUGAUUAUGCCAGUGCAACCCGGGAAGAGAUCAUGGCCACAAAACUAAGAGUGGAUACUUUAUCAUCCCAGCUGAACCAUUAUCAAAAACAGAAUUCUGCACUGGAGGCUAAAGUGCGAGAUUUACAAGACAUGCUGGAUCGUGCCCAUGACAUGCAUAGGAGGCAGAUGACCGAGAAGGACCGUGAGGUGACAGAAAUAAGGCAAACACUGCAGGGCCAACUGGAGGAAUAUGAACAGUUGCUGGAUGUGAAACUAGCCUUAGAUAUGGAGAUAAAUGCCUACAGGAAGAUGCUAGAAGGCGAGGAGCAGAGGCUAAAGCUGUCACCAAGCCCUUCUCAGAGAAGUACAGUUUCUCGAGCUUCUACAAGUCAAACAAGCCGCCUUUUACGUGGGAAAAAGAGAAAGUUAGACGAAACUGGCAGAUCAGUGACCAAAAGGUCUUAUAAAGUAGUUCAACAGGCCUCUUCCACAGGGCCAGUGUCUGUAGAAGAUAUUGACCCAGAAGGGAACUAUGUCAGGCUGUUGAACAACACAGAAGAGGAUUUUUCUCUGCAUGGAUGGGUUGUUAAGAGAAUGCAUAUGAGCCUUCCAGAAAUUGCAUUUAAACUUCCAUGUCGCUUCAUUUUGAAAUCCAGUCAACGUGUCACUAUCUGGGCUGCUGGUGCUGGUGCUGUACACAGUCCUCCCACCGAUUUGGUCUGGAAAUCUCAGAAGACUUGGGGAACAGGCGAUAAUAUUAAAAUCACUCUCCUUGAUUCCACUGGUGAAGAAUGCGCAGAGCGAACCCUUUAUAGAGUCAUUGGAGAAGAGGGUGAAACGGAUGAAGAUUUUGUAGAGGAAGAGGAGUUAGAACGGCAGUUCCGUUCCCAGACAAAAAGAAGAAAAAAGAAAUGUUGUUCAGUUUCAUAAUGGCUUACUAGCAUCAAACUUGUAGUAAGCUACCGCAGUCUCACCAAUCAGUGGAUCCCAGCUGUUCCAUCAUGUAAUUAAAGCUGAGAAAUUCAAAGGAAAAUCAUGGAGGUUUCCAGAAUCUCCCACUUCUACUGGAAUAUUUGGAUUGAGUUUAAUCUUUUUGCUAUCCACCGGAGAACAUUUUGGUGGGCAUUUCUUUCCCUCAGAGCCUGAUGACUUAAGAACCGAUGAAGGAAAUAACGUGCUUUAAUUUCAAGACUGUUGAAGACUGUUGAAACCCAUACACUGUACAUUCUUCAAUUAAAUGUUUUUUUUCAUCUGUAAAAGGUACUAGCUUGGUACUUCCUAUGUGAAAGGGGCAGGGAAUAUUUGUUUCUAAAACACAAUUUAACAGUUAAUGGAAAUGAUUCCUCCCUGCAUCCUUCUCCAGAUACUGAACUACAACUUGCAACACCCCUGACUGUCUUAAGACAUGGAUUGGAUGUUGGGAGUUGUAGAUAAAGACCCAGGAGGCUGCUGGUUGCCUAUGCCUGCUGUAGCUCUUUGCCUUUAUGCAUAUGCUCUGACUGGGGUUUUCUCCCCUUUAAAGCCUGAUGCAUAUUAACUACAUGCCAUCUGCGGCUGUUACUAGCCAUUCAGCAUGUGGUUUAAUGUGCUUGGUGGUCAGAUGCAUAAGGUGGCAAAGCAGCUCCAAUAUUGCUGAUCUUUCUGAAAGGGGAAAAGCAGUCGUUUACUAACAGCCACAUGCCAUUUAAUACAGCCUUCAAUGCAAGCGGUUAAAUGAAAGGAAACUGGACCCCCUAACUUGCUAAAAAUCCUGAUUGAGUAGUCAGAAUGCAUGUUCUUUAAAGGCAAGACAAAAGUGUACCUCAUUAUCUCUAUACUGUCUAUCUGUAGAUGCUACAAAGCUCUUUCCUAUAAGAACAACUUUAUUUAAGCUAUAUCAUGCCUUGACCUCUGACAACGCUAUUCAGGACAGAUUGUGAGACCAAUGGAGAAUUGAGCUCAAGAUCCAGCAUGGAGCAUAAUCAAGGCAGGUAUUGGGUAACUCGUGUCUGCCUUAAAUCAAAACUGGACCUGAUCAUGUCUCGUGGUACUUCCUCCAUCAGACCAGAGUUGUGAUUUAGUUGUGCCACCCUCAUUGUACAUUAUUCAAUUCCAUUCUAAUACCUCUUGGGCUUAAUAAAAACCUGUAGACUCACUCCACUCCUUGCAAGCUUUAUAUUUAUAGAUACGUUUUCUGUUACUGAAAGUUAAAAAAGAAUAAGGAAAAAAUAAACAUUUAUUUUAUAAACUUUGUAAGCUAAGAACGCACAACUUAAAGCAUUUUGUAAAAUUGAGUGUGUUCCCACAGAUUGCUGUGAGUGAGCUCACUGGCAGCUAUUGUUUGCCUUUGUGUUACUGUAGCAUGUGUUUGUUUGGGUGUAAUAAGUUUUGUGGUUUUAUGUGCACUUAGUAACAGUUAUUAGCUACAAAACCGGGCAAUUCUAAUGCUCCGAGACAUGAUCUGCAUGUCAUGGGCUGGAUAUUUAUUUGAACCCCCAAAGCAUUCCCUUAUGGAUAUUGACGGUCAUGGGUCCCUGCUGAGAGUUUUAGUUUAGCAAUAGCUGCAGAGCCAUGAGUUGCUCAUUCCUAGACUAGUGUGAAAUAUUCAUUUUUUUUUUUUAUAAAGUAAAAAAGCACAGUGGUUUUUUGAAGGAAAAUAAAUAGAGGCAGGUGCAAGUCACUGAUUUUGCCGUAUACUAUAGAAAGGGGAAACGGCUGAUACCCUGUUCUUUCAGUUUACUCCGUAUUUGAUAAAUGUUUUAGUUCAAACCAGUGUUUGUAGUGAGUUUUAUUUUUAAUUGUAAGCUAGAGGCAAGGGAAAAGGGGGAUUUUUUGUUUGGGAAAUGGCUCCAUUAAACCAUCAUUUAAUUCCGUUUAAAAGGCACCAGGCAGUGAUCAUGCAACUAAAGCCUGUAAGAAAGUUUCAUUUUAAUACUAUUUAUGGCAUUUGUCUGCUGUGAUGAUUCCCUUGGCAGUCAGUCCCCGUAUGCCACUUAAAAUAGAACACUCCUUUACUCAACGUUCCAGUUUCCACCAGUGCAGCUCUUCAUAUUACUUGGGCAGUGGUGUAGAUGGGCAGGUACACCAGUAAAGGCCAAGGGCAGACGGAGCUUCCACUCCACCACACUCGCAGCCUGCGUAUCUUCUCAGGCUGAGCAAAGCGGAUCUGCUCCAUGCCCCAGCUCUAUACACCUGAACCACUUCUGCUUGCAUGCAGUCACAGCCAGUGGAAUAGCGUUCAACCAAAAGAACGCAAAAGCAGGCAUAUUCAGGCCGACCUCUGCUCCACUUCAUGCAAGCAGAUCUUAUUCAAAUCAAUGAAGAUCAAGUGGAUCCGCUUUUUUCAGCCUGACAAAAAUGCACAGAAUGAGAGCAGUGGAGCCAACGAUCUGUCUGCCUAUGGGCUAAGUCCAGGGGAUGGAUGAUGCAAGAGGAGGUCUGUGCCAAAGGAACAUGGCAAAUAAUAUGGGGGGUAAAGCAGCUGGUUAUAGAAUGAGGUACAGGAGCUUUGCACCAUAAGAUCUAUUAACAUAACUACUUUAUUAGAAUGUAUUUUAGUUCCCCUUUAAUGCCACAUUUCUUAUAAUAUAUAGUGUUGACGUUCAGUUUGUGUGCCAAUAAUGACGAUUAUCAUAUUUAUAAAAAUCCUUUCUCUAAAAUUGAGUGGCUUUGGCCGCACUGGUAGUACCACCAAUGUAGUUGUAGCAGUGCUACUCGGUCAUGGCUUGAGGUUUACUGUUCAGCAAGAUAUGCAGCACACCGCCUCUAGCAGAUAAGGUACAAUGUCUAGCUCAGUAGUAACUGGAAUCCAUUGUGGCUUCUCUACCCAAGAUAAUGUUAAAAUAUAAUGUGACCAUGUCCAAUGUUACAAAACAUCUCGUAGGCCAAGUCCACCUAAAUGUGUUAGAAUAAACCUGUAAUUUAUACUGUGACUUACUUAAGGUGUGCACGGUAGCCACAACAGACCAAUGUGAAGCCUAUUUUGUUUAUUUUAUAUCUACAAAUAAAGAGAUUUUCUAUAAAA
Messenger RNA from Xenopus laevis (African clawed frog), 5037 nucleotides. RefSeq names its product lamin B3 L homeolog (gene lmnb3.L). Gene Ontology annotation, biological process: nuclear pore localization; heterochromatin formation; cytoskeleton organization. Lineage: Eukaryota; Metazoa; Chordata; Amphibia; Anura; Pipidae. The coding region runs from base 213 to 1964 and encodes 583 amino acids. Gene Ontology annotation, cellular component: nuclear matrix; nuclear envelope; nuclear lamina. The record is from RefSeq and is a predicted model, not a curated record. Gene Ontology annotation, molecular function: structural molecule activity; structural constituent of cytoskeleton. The transcript is spliced from 12 exons.